Fusarium keratoplasticum is the source of this 708-nucleotide messenger RNA. RefSeq lists its product as uncharacterized. The transcript has 2 exons. The record is from RefSeq and is a predicted model, not a curated record. The coding region runs from base 184 to 708 and encodes 174 amino acids. Lineage: Eukaryota; Fungi; Ascomycota; Sordariomycetes; Hypocreales; Nectriaceae.
CGUCAUUACUUCCGGCUGGUAAACAUCUCCAAGAGGUAUAGAGAGAACAAGCAAGAGUUUCUCUAUAAGUAUCCUCUUAUCCUCUUCCUCAACGUCAACUCUCAGACUUGUCCUCACACACCAGUCUUUUCAUCAAACCACUCUUUACCUCAUACAUCCAAGCCUUUCGCUUCAUCCCACAAAAUGAAGAUCUUCACUCUCCUCGUGCCUCUUCUCUCCGCACCACUGGCCUUCGCCGCCCCUGGCGACUACGGCUAUGGCUAUGGAAACACCAAGACCGUGACGGCCACCGUCACUGUCACGAAAAACUACCCCCAACCUCCUGUCACCAAGACCAAGACCUUGACAGUGACCCAGCCCGCCGUCACCAAGACCAAGACGAUCUACAGGCACAAGCCCCCGGUCACCAAGACCGUCACCGUCACCCAGCCUCCCGUCACUGUGACCAAGCCCCCGGUUACCGUGACCAAGCCUCCCGUCACUAUCACCAAGCCCCCAGUGACCAAGACCGAGACCGUGUACAAGCACAAGACCAAGACUGUCACUGUGACGCAGCCCGCGAUCACCAAGACCAAGACCGUCACCGUCACAAAGACCGUCACCGAGUAUCCUCGCAAGACCUACGAGAAGCCCGGCUAUGGCAACCCUGGCUAUGGCAACCCCGGCUACGGUGGCGGCAAGGACAAGGACAAGGACGGAGACUACUAA